AUGCGUAUGGCCCCCAAAGUGGCUGGUGUCGUCUGCUUUGCGACAUUGUCAACUGCAGUCAAAGUAGACGAUUACCAAUUAUUUUAUCAAUUUGGCAACCCGACGACCAACAUUUCGAAUUCUGUUGGGGUUUUUACUCCUGCUAUUUAUGAUUUCUGUGCGGCUCCUGAAAUUGGAGAAGAGUUCUCAUUUCCAGAUUUCUCGGCAUCCACUGCUGGCCUUUUACUUCCCUGGAUUGCCUUUUUUGCGCAACUUCCUCGACAAACUGGGAGCAGUUAUAAUGAUAUCUUAAGCAUAUUCAUAUCAGUUGGCAGCCUUGCUUGGAUAUCGUCAUCCGUCUUCCUUGCUGUCUUCUUCCGUCGUGCGGUCAGCACAAGAUUCAACCAACUUCAAGCAAAAUUUAUCUCUGGUGCCAACAAAUCUAUUUAUCUGCACCUUGCGAAGAGAUGCGAAGCUGCAAAGAUCAUUCUGCAAGCCGGUAUUCAAGCUUCCAUGCGACUGAAUCCAAGGCCUGGGUUCUUGAGCAGCUUGAUAAUAUCUCCAGAAAAUCACUGGUGGUGGAUUGCUGCAGCGGCGGAUAUUAAAGCGUUGUGGCGACGAAUAGAUGCCGUAUUCAUUGCACAAACAUUCAUUGCCGCAUUGGCGUGGCUCCUUGCCAUCAUUACCAACUUCUCGGGUCUUCCUGGGUCGGUGUCAUCUUCCAAUAGUGCCGAAUGGCAGAUCUGCAUGGGCACAUUGUGGCUGUGGUUGUUCACGGCAACGUAUGGUCCAAUAGCCAUCGAAUCACUUUACAAAGCUAAGGUCCUACGUCAUGCUUUGUCUUCACCGGGCGAAACGUACGAUAGGUUUCACUUCGCUCUUAUCAAUGGAAAGGUUGCGGAACAACACGAACAAACAGCGAUAGUGCAGAGGUCAGCCCUGGUUCCCAAGUACCUGAUUAAUCGUCGAGGGUCUACCCAAGUGUACGGGAUCAUGAAUGAAGAUAGAGAAGCUUCCAGUAAUGUUCGUAUUCCGGAUAUGUGGGGAUUAUCUAUUGAGGGGGCUGGGAGAAAGGAGGGUUUGAAUACCUUUCCAUGCAAAUUCUUUCCUUCUGAGCAGCUUGUCGACCACGUUGUUCGACCUUUUGAGUCGUUCCACCAACGCUUGGAACACGACCAAGCACCAGUUUCCAACAAAGACGACAACUUAUUCUCUCCAAAGUACGGGUCCUUUGACCUAGCAUCAAGAUUAGACUCUAAGUUACUUGAUCUUGAAGCUGCCUCACCCACGACAGGACGUCUGAGACCUGUGAAGACAUGGGAUUCGACGAAAUCUCCAACUUUGAAUCUCAAAGGCUCAUCUCAAGCACUAGACGAAUAUCUUGGAAUCGAAGUUUCUCGCUUCACCGCAUAUCCCAAGUGGUCCGAAGUCGUACGCGGUACAUGGAUGCGAUUCAUUAUGGCAAAUAUCCUUGGACUCGUGGUACAAUGGGGAACCAGUGGACCAGGAAUUUAUGUGAUGUACUACACACCACCUGUCGGACUAGGAUGCGACUCGGGAGGGCUGCUCAUAUAUGCUGUUGGUGCAACUUUAUCGUGGGCAUUGUUGAAUCUUGGUAGCCUUCUCUCCCAUACGGCUCUUCUUCAUUAUCAACGUUAUCACGACAAAUUCCCCAGCCAGCCAAUACUUGAUUGCUACAAGCGGACCUAUUCUCAUACCUUUCUCUGCGGAGCCGCGGUGAUCACUCGUGUCUUAGGGAAAUUGGUUGCCGUCAUCAAUGCCUGCUGGAUCCUGGUUUGGUCGUUCCUAACGUAUACCAAUGUUAUGCAGACGCCGUACUGUACUACUGCUUAUUUUUCCCUUCGGAAUCGCGGCUGGAUGCGAUUAUGGAAUUUCGAAUCUCAACAAUAUAUGGCUAUCAGAAUACAAGAGCUUCAAUGUCUCGUGUUCGGCACCUUUAUUGCUUACUUCGCUUGUGUUUUAAUCUCUGCUCUAACUUCAAACGAAAAGAAGCGACAAUGUCGAUGGACAGUUACUGCUGUGCUUAGCCUUGCCUUCCCAACCAUUGCAAUUUUGUUGUAUUCGCGAGGUGUGAGGAGCGUGAUGGACUCAGAUGGAGGCUUCAUGAUUUAGC
Messenger RNA from Mollisia scopiformis, 2113 nucleotides. RefSeq lists its product as uncharacterized. The coding region runs from base 1 to 2112 and encodes 703 amino acids. The transcript is spliced from 5 exons. NCBI's taxonomy places the organism in Eukaryota, Fungi, Ascomycota, Leotiomycetes, Helotiales, Mollisiaceae. The record is from RefSeq and is a predicted model, not a curated record.